CUUUCGGUAGAAGGACACAACAUUGUGAAAUUUGCAACACAUAAUAUAUGGGAACAACUCAGUUAUUAGUUUAGCAGUUCCCGCCUUACCGGAGAGCUGGGAAGAUGUUCCACACCGUGAGACUGUUUUCUGGUCUGGCUGGAAUGUGUAUAGUUGGAUUUAUUUUCUGGAUGUUUGUGAUUGCAUUCGUAGACUUUAAUACUUCCGAAUUUAGAAAUCUUGUUCCAUCUGCCAACUAUCUUUCGACUUCGUACAGCGAAAAAGUUAAUUCGGUAAUGAAAACACCCAAGGAAUUCUUAAGGAUAGCUCUGGAAAAUGCUAUCCAUACGGAUAGAUCGGAGCCCGCCACAACGGUUAACUCCACAUCCGGAAAAUAUAUUGAUAUUUCGCCGUUUCAGUUUAUGGAUUAUUAUAGUCAACUUGCCAGCAUGAGCGGAUGGGUUGCCAAUGGAACAGGCUUGACCGUCUCAGAGAUGUUUUAUGUGAUGAACUUUGGAGAUCCGUCACAUCUGAACUUCACCAAAUCCAUCACGGCUCCCUAUUCGGUUGCGAUGUGGACCCAAAACCGAUUAGCAUUCCGCGCUGAUUUACGGACGCUACGCGCCAAAGGAUUCUUAGAUCCCAAUGAGACUAUGAUUGUCCCUAGUAAGAAUCCACCGCCAUACGUUACCGUUGACUUACCAGUGGACAUGGACGUGCCCAGUUGGAUGAUGGCCGUGGGGUCACUGUUUGCCAACGCCAAAUCGCGCGAUGCUAUUCCGGUUCUGCUGACCAUUAAAGCACACGCCGCUGCGCAGCAUUUUGAAAACAUCACCAUGCAAAAAGUGAGUUACAGCACCCUGACAAGCAACAAAGGCGAAGUCAUCGAAAUCAUCCCCAGGAUGUGCCGAACAAAGACACCAAACUACGUCAGUCUUCGCACAAAUGGAAAGUGGAUGAAUCUACGCGAUGGAGCAUCAGGACGCUACUGACAUUCAAACGAGACAUUUAUAAUCAGAGCAUAGUUCUAUUGGUUGAUAAACUGUACGAAAUGAUGCAGUCUGCGCCCGAUGUCCGCGAGUGGGCGCUGCCCUCCGUGGUGGCCGUACAUGUCAAUCUUGGGAAAUCGCCUUCGCCGGUUGCGGAUGAACGGCGUCUGCUGCGCGCCGUUCUCCAUUACCAGAGACUGCAUUCGCCCGUUCUGUUUUAUCUAUUUUGCAGUGAAGUUGGUUACUGUAAGCAGCUGUUCACCGAACCGAAUAUUGUAUUUGUGGAGAAUAUCACUUCGGAAGUCAGCGUUGCUUUGACUUCUUUAAUGGAUUAUGUGAUUCUCACAGACAGCGUGGAAGGAUGGUUAGGUGCGUACCUGGGAGACGCGGUGGAGGUUUCUUAUAUAAACAACGAGAAAAGCGAAGAUUAUUACUACACAUUGCCGGAUUGGAAGCGUUUUUUGUAGUUCAAAAUGAACUGCAUCUUUUCUCGCAGUAUUUCAGUGAUCUUGCUGUGUACAAAGCGAUACGUUACAGAUUUGUAUUAAUUAUAAUUUAUACACCACUGUAUUUCUUGUAUUUGGCAUACGCUGUGUGUGCACAGUUGUUAACUACUGCAGCUAGCGGAUUUUAAUUUUUGUCCUAAACGUUCCGUUAAUACAAAUGUCAAAAUUGUCG
This is a messenger RNA of Paramacrobiotus metropolitanus, 1646 nucleotides long. RefSeq lists its product as uncharacterized. NCBI's taxonomy places the organism in Eukaryota, Metazoa, Tardigrada, Eutardigrada, Parachela, Macrobiotidae. The transcript has 2 exons. The record is from RefSeq and is a predicted model, not a curated record. Bases 105 to 971 code for a protein of 288 amino acids.